UGAACUUGAACAGCAGGAGCUCAGAUGUUUAGACCUGUUUCUUUAACUUGAAAUAUAACGGCAUCCAUCGACAUCUACAGGGUUAGUAUUGGUGCUUAGUGAGACCAGCCUACCAUAAAGCGUUAAUCUAUAAUUAAGUCUACUUAUAUACAGUAAAAUCUCUUCGAUUCGAAGCAAGGUGUAAAGAAACGGUGAAUAUGUUACAUCAAGAUGAAUGAGAAAGAAAUAAGCUAUCUUCGUGGCUUUCAUUCAUCAUAUGAACGCAGUUUUAAUUUGCGUGUAAUUGCAGACGAUAAGGAGAUUGAAUCAGCCUACAAACAGGCAAAACUAAGAGGAAGACUUCCUUUUAACAGGUCUAAAAUCCUAAUUUUAGGAGACCACGCUGUAGGAAAAACAUCAACAUGCAGACGCUUGCAAGGAAAGGAUUUUCGACAUGACGAGCCCAGCACAGUAGGAAUCGAAACAAAAUUAGUCAAAGCUAAAGUGUCAGAUGUUAACAGUAAAUGGUUUGAAGUAUCAACAACCCCAUUAGAGGACUAUGAAAGUUCAGCAUCAUGGUGGGCAGUGUCACACGUGCGCAAACGUGACACGAAGAAAGCCACGCAGGUUUGUAGCACGCCGGAAGUAAAUUCAAGUGUCUCAUUAGAAAAACCUAUUGAAGAUAUAAUUUAUCAGAUAACUCUAAUGAUUCCCAUCAUAAUUACGUUUCUAAUUGGCGGGUUUACUUUUGGAUUUGGUUUGGUUGUAUGGAUGUAUAUUCUUUGUUUGAUGUAUAUAUUUGAUACCCACACUGCGUACCGCUUCGGUUCCGCAAUCACUAUCGGAUUGGUACUUGUAGACAGCACAUUAAGUAUCGAUAAAGUUUACACGGAAAUACAAUACAUUGAUUUAGAUACAUGGAUCAAGCUGUCCGCUGCCAUUAUACUUUUUAUGUAUGGAUUAGCAGGAUUAAUUACUGGCGUGCUUUUAGGCACAGGUGGUAGGACUGGAGUAUGCAUAGGAUUCUGUAUAAUGGUUCAUCCUAAACAAAAAACAUUUACCCUUGAUAAUGUUGCAGAAAUGAUAUUGGGCAACUACAGGAAAGCGUAUUAUAAUUUUAUAAUUUGCUUUGUAUCAGUUAUUAAUAUUUUGAUAUUUCGGUUUCUUCAAGCUAAGAUAUUAUAUGUAAUAAGAAAGAACAGCAUACCUGCAAAACUAAGCGUUAUAAUUUUUAUCAUAGUUGCGGUUUGUGUCGGAAGACCACAUUCCUUUGGCAUAUUCACAAUUAUUUGUAUAGCUGUGAUUAAUAUUUUUAUAUUAAUUGGAGCAAUUUUGGGAAGGAAAUCUGUUGCUUUUGGGUAUAUCCCUCAAAACUAUAUUAUCAAGAAAUCUACAGGAUUUAUAGCAGGAAUUUUUAUUGCAGUUGCUUGCGGGUGGGAAUUGGUAGAAUUUAAAACUUUAAACAUAAACAGUACCCAAUCUUACUUUAUUCUCCGGUAUUUGUUUUGCUUGUUGCACUUCCUCAUUCCAAUAAUAGCAUUUAUUUUAUAUGAAUGGUUUGCAUAUAUGAAAGUGAAAAAUACAACAUCCAUACCUAUAAAUCAUGUCAGACAGUCAAUGAAAGCAUGUAUUCGGAAUGAAUCAUAUUUGGACGCAAGACUCAGUUUAUGGGACUUUGCAGGACAGGAUAUGUACUAUAACACCCAUCACAUAUUCAUGCCAAAACAGGGUGUGUAUCUUGUUGUUUUCAACGCCGUUGAAGCGGUUAUGAACCCAAAGAAGCAAAUUAAGCGGCUACACUUCUGGUUACAAUCUGUUGCUGUGCAUGCAGAUAUUAAAAAUGUCGCUGUCUUUCUUGUAGGAACAAGGCGAGAAAGUGUUGGUGACACAAAUGCUUUGUUAGAUUUUAUCAAACUUGUAAAAGCAAAUCUAUACAAACAAUUUAGUAAGUUACUAGCGUUUCAUCCUUCUGGAAGCCUUUUCUUUGUUAUUGAAAAUUCGUUGCAGGUAGACCAAGAACGCAAUAUGUUGCGAGUAGCUGUUUAUAAUCAGAUUAGAAAAAUGCCAUUUUUUCAGGAGGAAUUUUCAGUGAAAUACCUUUUAUUCAAUGAAACUUUGAACAAAUUCCGCCUAAAAAAGUGCAUUAUCACGAGUUUAGUAGAUAUUUUAGAGGAAGUCAAAUCAACGUGUAAUAUUAUUUCACAGGAUGAGUUGUUUCAAUUAUUAAACUUCUUUGACAGAGCUGGUGAUAUCAUAUACAAAGGUCGUGAUGAGGUGCUUCGACAAUACGUCAUUUGUGACCCUCAAUUGCUGAUAGAUGUUCUCAAGUUUUUAGUGAACGUGCCUGAACCUCACACGAGAAAUCGUACUGUAGCAGACUUAUGGCAGCAAUUGGAAGAAACUGGCAUCGUUGACAGUAGAUUACUUGAGCACAUAUGCAGAGUGCAGAACAUUUGGUCACUUUAUCCGUACAUUAUUCGUUUCUUAGUGGGAACACAUUUACUUUACCCUCUUAAUGUUAUUGAUCCAAUCGACCAAGUUGGUACUUUUUUUCUAUCGUGUCGACUGCCAAAGCUCACACAAAUUUCAAAAUUAUUGAUCAGCAAUGCUCGCUUGCACGACAUCUUUUAUUUUGACUUUGGUGAUAUUCUUCCAGAAUAUAUUUUUCUGCGUCUUAUCGCUAAAUGCUGUGCUGUGUUUACCUGGAAUAAAAUAUACUACAAUGCAGCAAGUUUCAGAACCAGUAAAAUAUGUAUUUUUUUUAUAAGUACAGGGAAAAUUGCUAGAAGGCCCGAUUCUUAUGACAGUAAUCUAAUUAAAGUUGAAGUAAUAAAUCAGGACCAAACUCAGGCUACACUCGUUAUACAGAAAAUGAUUAUGUUUGUUGAAGAGAUUAUCAAUUCAGAUUUUAACCCGGACUAUUUUAAGGAACAUUACAUCUGUGGACCUGUGUGUGAGAAAUGCAGUUCAUUAGAUAGAACGAUGUGUUUGGUGAACCUAAUAACCCCUGAUAAAGAUGUAUCUACGUUAGAUGGCUACAUACCAGACCAGUAUCAUACUGUCUUAAUUUAAAAAAAGGUGUUUGAUUUUGCCUGUAAUAGGCUGUUAAUCAGCCAGCAUCAAUGCAUCUAUGGAAAGCCAGAAGAGCAAACCUAAUUAUGAGCUAUUGAUUUAACCUCCAACAACACUUCAACGAAGCCAGGACACUUUGUGUCAACGUGAAUAUGGCAAUUGCAAAGCGAAAGCUGAGUCUUUGCGAUGAUUUCAAACAGAGGCACAACGAUUGAAAUCCAACUGAAUCUUAAAUCAGCUGGUCACUAUUGCAAACAAACACUGAUCAGGCUCAAAUAGGAGGAAAAUGGGAUUUACAGUUGUGUUUAAUGUCAUCAGGUGUACUGAGGUCGUUUUGUGCUCACGUAUUAUUAUGUACACAACGGGACUUGACGUCCCAUCUGAAGAUUGGGGUAAUAUAUAUUAUAAUUAAGCUCAUUUCAAAGCCUAAGAUCUCAAUGCAUAACCAAUUUCUUCAGUACUGUCGUGAUUCGGAAAAACCAUUAUAUCCAUUUUUUAAAUUUUAUAGAUUUUUGGCUUAGGGGCAUCCUGUGGAUGUAAUCUAUCAUGGGAACUGAUCAUAUACCCCAAGAAAUGUUUAGAAAAAUGAAAUUAAUAUGAGAGUUACGCAUUAUAUCCAUCCACAUAAGCAAAAAAAAUCUGGAAGAGUGCAUUAUAUCCACCAAGCAUUGAAAAGCAAGCAAUCAACCAAUCACAGAAGACAAUGGUGCAUAUUUAAUUAAUUUCCUAGCUGAUGGAAAGACAUAAUACCAAGUUUGUUUUUAAUCAGAGUACAAUUGAAAAAUUGAAAAAAGAAUGCAUUGUUCUUUCAGUUUCAAGAAUAAGUUGCAAUAUGACAAUGACCAAUUUGUGGUCAGAAUAUAAAUUUUUGUCUGUAAUAUUAUUAAAACUAACAACAUUCAACAAACAACAUAAAACACAUACAUGUCAAACCUAAAUAGGCUUUACUUAAGACUUUCAAAGUCAGUGUUGUGAUCAUUUUAGUUUUUUGGAUGGAAUAUAUACUUUGAAGUAUGCUGAAUCCAA
This is a messenger RNA of Anneissia japonica, 4077 nucleotides long. RefSeq lists its product as uncharacterized. The record is from RefSeq and is a predicted model, not a curated record. The transcript is spliced from 3 exons. NCBI's taxonomy places the organism in Eukaryota, Metazoa, Echinodermata, Crinoidea, Comatulida, Comatulidae. Bases 211 to 3051 code for a protein of 946 amino acids.